Sardina pilchardus (European sardine) is the source of this 2280-nucleotide messenger RNA. RefSeq names its product hippocalcin-like 1 (gene hpcal1). The transcript has 4 exons. The record is from RefSeq and is a predicted model, not a curated record. NCBI's taxonomy places the organism in Eukaryota, Metazoa, Chordata, Actinopteri, Clupeiformes, Clupeidae. Gene Ontology annotation, molecular function: calcium ion binding. The coding region runs from base 513 to 1094 and encodes 193 amino acids.
AAACGGAGUUGAGGCGGUGGUAUGACGCUUAGAGGCGUAGGAUGGAGACUAUCCGCAAAAUUCAUCAUAAGUAAAACUUUUUAGCGGAUGUUAGAAUUAAAUAACUUCAAACUUAGAACAUGAAUGCAGUAGAAUAACGGCAACAGGUUAAGUGCACAUGAGAGCACAUUAUAGACUAGCGAAACCUAUUCCUUACGCAUUCUACGCAGCAAAUGGCUAGUUUAAUCAACUGUUCGGUGCUUUAAGAAGCAGACUGUAUAACGGAUAGUGACAUAAGUCCAAUAAGAAAACUGUUGGGAUAAAUUUCAAUUUGGACAGGAUCUUUGACUGAACGCGAAUAACGGGCAUCGUUUCAAGAUCAUCAGCUUAUCUGAGCAGAGAGCACCUGACUUGGAGCCGUUGUUUCGAGAAACGCACACACGAAAACGGAGUAGAAUCAGAAACAAGGAGACGAAGCAAACGGGAGGUGCUGUGUCGCGGGCAGGAGGUUUAACCAACGGCCGCCGUGCAUCAUGGGUAAGCAGAACAGCAAGCUGCGUCCGGAGGUGCUGAACGACCUUCGGGAGAACACGGAGUUCACCGACCACGAGCUCCAGGAGUGGUACCGAGGCUUCCUCAAGGACUGCCCCACGGGCCACCUGACCGUCGACGAGUUCAAAAAGAUCUACGCCAACUUCUUCCCGUACGGCGACGCCUCCAAGUUCGCCGAGCACGUCUUCCGCACCUUCGACACCAACGGCGACGCCACCAUCGACUUCCGGGAGUUCAUCAUCGCGCUGAGCGUGACGUCGCGCGGCGGCCUGGAGCAGAAGCUGCGCUGGGCCUUCAGCAUGUACGACCUGGACGGCAACGGCUACAUCAGCCGCGCGGAGAUGCUCGAGAUCGUCCAGGCGAUCUACAAGAUGGUGUCAUCAGUCAUGAAGAUGCCAGAAGAUGAGUCCACCCCGGAGAAGCGCACCGACAAGAUCUUUAGACAGAUGGACACAGAUAACGAUGGACGGCUCUCGUUGGAGGAGUUCAUCAAGGGAGCCAAGAGUGACCCCUCCAUCGUGCGCCUCCUGCAGACGGAGCAAGGCACUUCGCGCCAGUUCUGAGCUCCACAUCCAACCCCUGCCCCGCCCCCUCUCCAUUUUUCUCUCUCCCUCCCUCUCUCCGUCUCACUCCAUCCUCAUUUACCUCCAGUAGUCAGUUCUGAGCUCCACAACCAAAACACCACCCCCACCUCCUCUCUUACCUCCAUCAACCAGUUCUAAACUCACCACCUACUGUAUAUCCCCCGAACUCCUUCCCUCUCUCCCUGGACUCCCUGGCACCUGGACUGAGCACCUCAUCUCCCCCAAAAUGACCACCAACCCCUCUCCACACACCCCCUCCUUCCUCUCCAUCUCACGCCUCCUGCUGGUUCUGAGGUCCAAACGGUUCUGAUCAUUCCCACCCUUCCACCACCUCUCCUCCUCUCUUACUCCUGCUUGAUCAAGCCUACAACUACCCUCUCAACAGCUCACUCAACAAGCAGCCCUGUACACCAUCCCAGCCAGAAAGAGCUUUGGUGCUGACGAGGUCACAGAGGGCAGUUAUUUCCUCAAACUGGCGCGGUCAAUAGCAUAACCUGCUAAGUCAUAUCUGGUGUUAUUGUGUAACCGUCGUACAAGCAACUCUUUAUUACUCCUCUGGUGCUUCAGUGACCACCGCUGGGGUCUGUGCUUUUGCAGUCGGCUGAUAGUGUUUGGUCUAGUCGGUGGCUUUGUGAUUUAUUGACCAGGGUGAGCCUGUUGCAAAAUGACAGAUCGCAUCUUCUGGAAACGACGCCCCAUACUCCUCUUCUUCAGCUUCUAUUGUACAUUCCACAAAAGUAUGGUCUUGAGGCUAAAUGUUUUUAUAUAUUUGUGUUGCCUUAUUUUAAAUGGAGUCCAAGUGCCAAAAUUAUCUCAUAUUUGUACUAAAGGUAUCUUACUUGUCCGUAACCGCUAGUGACUUAUUGUGUUGAAUAUUUUCUCUGAAAAGACAGUGGUGACAGUGGCUUGUGCGCUUCUAACAUUGCUGUUGCUGAGCGACCAUUGACAGCUCUGUUUUGCCAUAUUUCUGUCAGUUCUGUUUUUAAAUGACAUGUUACAGUGUAAUUUCAUCAUCGGUCUAUUAACGUUAUCAGACCGUAACGUUCACCCACCGAGACACAGCCAGGCUAAAUAAGAGGGCUAUAAGCACACCCUCUUCGUCCAUCCAUUCAUCUCGCUGUUUACAUUUUCAAAAUGGAAAAUAAAUAAACUCUGGAUGACGUCA